This is a messenger RNA of Cynara cardunculus var. scolymus (artichoke), 1314 nucleotides long. Its product is annotated as pyridoxal 5'-phosphate synthase-like subunit PDX1.2. The record is from RefSeq and is a predicted model, not a curated record. The transcript has a single exon. Gene Ontology annotation, molecular function: amine-lyase activity. Bases 166 to 1113 code for a protein of 315 amino acids. Gene Ontology annotation, biological process: pyridoxal 5'-phosphate biosynthetic process; pyridoxine biosynthetic process; amino acid metabolic process. NCBI's taxonomy places the organism in Eukaryota, Viridiplantae, Streptophyta, Magnoliopsida, Asterales, Asteraceae.
GUGGAAGGACGCUUUCCAUAGAAAGAAGCCACCGAGAACCUUACCGAAACUUCUCGAUCCCUCCAUCAUCAUCUUUCCCUUUCCAUAAAUCUUCUCCAUCGCCAUUCAUUCCAUCGAAAUCAAUUCUGUUUCUGUCACACAUUUCAUCAAACACCUUGCUUGCGGAUGGCCGACGAAAGUGCAGUUACUGUUUAUGGCAACACCGCCAUAUCCGAUCCGAACAAGAAGAGCAAAAAUGGCUUUUCAGUCAAGGUCGGUUUAGCUCAAAUGCUCCGUGGCGGAGCAAUUGUUCAAGUCACAAACGUUGACGAAGCUAAGAUCGCUGAAUCGGCCGGAGCUUGUUGUGUAAUUGUCUCGGAACCGUCGCAAUCGGGAUCGGGAAUUUCACGGAUGCUCGAUCCAGCUGUUAUCAAAGAAAUCCAACAAUCUGUUGCAGUUCCUGUAAUGGCGAAGGCUCGUGUCGGCCAUUUCGUUGAAGCUCAGAUACUCGAAGCGAUUGGUGUUGAUUACAUAGAUGAGAACGAGGUUAUUGCGGUUGCCGAUGAGGAUAACUUCAUCAAUAAACAUAACUUUCGGAUUCCUUUCAUAUGCGGCUGUGGCGAUUUGGGGGAGGGAUUGAGGCGGGUGAGAGAAGGUGCAGCCAUGAUCAGAACUCAAGGAGAUCUAUCCGGAUCUGGCAACAUUGUCGACACUGUUCGUAACGUGAGGGAAGUGAUGGGGAAAAUUAGGGUUUUAACAAACAUGGAUGAAGAUGAAGUGUUCACAUUCGCGAAAGAAUUGCGUGCACCUUAUGACAUUUUGGCACAAACGAAGCAAAUGGGAAGGCUUCCAGUGGUUCAUUUUGCUUCUGGAGGCAUCGUGACACCUGCAGAUGCAGCUUUGAUGAUGCAGCUCGGCUGCGAUGGAGUUUUUGUGGGUUCUGAAGUUUUCAAUUCUGCUGAUCCUUACAAACGAGUUAGGGGAAUUGUGCAGGCUGUUAGAAACUAUAACGAUGCUCAUAUGUUAGCAAAGGCAAGUUCUGGGUUAAAUGACGCAAUAAUCACAAGCAGUUCUGAGUUGAAUGAUGCAAUUACAGGUCUGAAUCUUGAUGAGAACAAUGGAGGUAACUACUGAACUUAAUUGUUAAGCUUUUUAUAUGAUUUCAAAUGAUUUGUGUUAUAUAGUGUAUGAAAUCUGAUCGUUUUUUGUUCAGUUGUGCUUUGAUAUAAAUCCCAGAAGCUAAUAAGAUCUUUGACUGAAAUGGUGAAUUCAUAUGUACAACUUUCAUUGAUGGGAAUAAAAAUUUGAAUAAUCCUUGGUGCAUUGUUUUUAGCU